Messenger RNA from Penicillium odoratum, 2382 nucleotides. RefSeq lists its product as uncharacterized. The record is from RefSeq and is a predicted model, not a curated record. NCBI's taxonomy places the organism in Eukaryota, Fungi, Ascomycota, Eurotiomycetes, Eurotiales, Aspergillaceae. The coding region runs from base 1 to 2382 and encodes 793 amino acids. The transcript has a single exon.
AUGGCGAGACUGGGGAAUGAUGGUCAGGCCUUUACCGGAUCUCACUCCUCAAAUGAAAUCCUAAGCCCCCAGCCCUGCGCUCCUCCAGGCAAGGAGCAUUUGCUUGCCACGUUCGACACAUCCCACGUUCCACACAGCGAUAACGGAUCAGCAACCGAUGGCAGCCGGAUGUUGAGUCAAGAGUAUGAAUACAACUCAUCUAGCUCAUCAAACCGACACUCAACCAGCGACAUAUUUGGUCGAGAGAUGGACGAAGAGCUCGAACAUAUGAAAUCGCGUGCAUCGAGCCGCUCGUCCAUUUCCUCCAUGCCUGCCUCUAUUCUCAUACAUCCUAUCAAUCACGUGAAAUCAAUGCCGCCAAUGGAUAUCCACGAGAAAAUGGCCGGUUAUAAAAUUGAAGAAUCAGAGGCCAGCUUCGGCGAUUUCGACGACCCGCCCAGACAGAUGCGGACUAUUCGGCCCCGUGAAGCUGGAUUCCGGAAACCGAGCUCUGUCCGCGCCAUACAGAUGCACACAGAAGAUGAAAGGGACGAUGAUGAAUAUUUAACUCCGCCGAGACGUCGGCCCGGGAUGCGCUCGCCAGGAUCUUCACCUGUGAAACGGUCACCAUAUUACUCGCCGAAUAACUCGACCAGCAAACCCAAGCCAAAGAAAGAUUACCCUCUCGUCUUACUCCACUGCAAUCUACUUGCUCCCUCUCUUCCGGUGCCAGGUGCUUCGGAUCCGCAGAAUCAAGAGCUUGUGGAGGAGGUCCUACCCCCUCAAUACUGGAAACGCUGGCGGCGGUUGCAAGAGAAGGCCGGGUCCGGUGUUCUCCGUGAUAGAGGUGUUCUGAUCUCACAUCCAGAAGAUCUGUACGACAUGCUCGAAGAGCGACUUCUGGAAAGUCUGGAACUUCAGCGUGCACGGGUUCACCAAGGCCAUUUCCUCGGUCAUGAGGAAAGUAAUCCCGGAUCAGAAGCUGAGAAUUCAGAUCAGAGUGGAAGCGAGUCAGAUAGCGAGCAAGGCGAGGAGUGCCCAGAUUGUGGAGGGCAUGUUCUUCGCCAGACUGACACCAACCGCAAAUGGGAGAUCAGGGUCUUUGCAGCUAAUGGGCUGAUGCGCGCUGGGGCUUGGGCCGCUGCGUGGAAAGAGAUGGAAAAGGUUGAUGUCGAGGUCGGGCUUUGGCUGCCAUCCAGUGUGCGUAGAGCGUUAGAGAAACGAAUUUUAGAGGAGCGUGCAGCUGCGCCGAAGGAGGAACCUUCGGGUAUGCUAGCUAUUCGCGAAGCAGCGCAUCAGGACAUGGACCGGCGUGACUCCAUUCAAGGACAUAUGAGGUCCUUUAGUGAGGCAGCUUUCUCAUCUGCUGCUCCUUCACAGCCUGUUCUAGCCCUUCCUCCAGUGGCUGCUCCAGCGCCAACACCGGCGAUCAGAAGCAAAGAGCCAGAGCACGAGAUUGCUCUCGGGACUUUGUUGAUCAACUAUAUCCGUGUGUUGGCAAGUGACAAGCGUAAUAUCGCGCUAGUCAUCAUGUCCAUCGUCGUCGCAUUUCUAGCCGUUGGGACUGGACCGCAGCAGCUGCAGCAAAUUCCUGCCAUGCAGAUCUUCUUCCAAAAUGCUGGAGCGCUGCCGUUCUAUACAAGUGCGGAAGUGGCGUCAUCAAGUCUAUCGGUUGCAUCUACGACCAUUGAGUCUUUGAAUACAGCUUCUUCACUCGUCGCUUCUUCAAAGGUUGCCUUUGAGACGCCUGCACAGAUCGAAAGCAUCCCAGCAUCUAGUGUCGCCUCACUCGCAGUUUCGGAAUCGGUGGAGCCCUCUGCUAAUGAAGAAGCGCCUCGUCCCACAGAAUCUAUGUACCUUUCUACUGAGGAAUCGGGGGUUGAUGCCAUCAAUGAACCGUCACAAUCCAUUGAGACAGCCAUUGAAACAGAGCUACCUGACGCUUUGGAAGCAACUUCAAUUGAACCAUCGGAAGAAACCGACCAUGAGCCUCUCCUUCCUACGACCGCAGCAGAGCACCUAGUUGAGGACACCACUACUUCAGAGGAACUUAGCGAGGAUGCGACACAGACAGAGCUCUCUGAACCUGCUGAAGAAACCCAAAUUAAACAGUUGGAGGAAUCUGAGAAUAAUAUUCCUGACGAUAAAGCUGAGCGAAUUGUUGAGGAGUCCGUUCCCUCAGACGUUACUGAGGUCACCCACGAUAAAGCUGAAGAACUUGUCGAUAAGCAGGUUCCCUCAGAUGUCCCCGAAGUCACCAACGAUAAAGCUGAACAACUUGUUGAGGAACCGGUUCAUUCAGAUGUCCCGGAAGUCAUCCAGGGUGCGCCUGAGGCUACCGAUACACCCAUCGAAGAGCUUGAAGGUAACAUCAACGAGUCAAUUGAUGAGCCAGCAGAAUGA